AUGCCAGAACCUGAUAAGCGCGCCGCGGCGCAGCAGGCCGUCGAUAUCCUGCACGAGAUAUCCACCAUUCUUAACUGCCACCUGGAUCGCAAGACAUUGUCCAUUUGCAUUGCGCUCAUUGAGCGUGGCGUGAAUCCAGAGGCACUAGCGCAAGUCAUUCACCAACUCCGUCAAGAAGCUCAGCUCAUCGAGCAAGAGAUUGAACAGCAAUGA
Molecule: messenger RNA, 213 nt
Organism: Beauveria bassiana ARSEF 2860
Lineage: Eukaryota; Fungi; Ascomycota; Sordariomycetes; Hypocreales; Cordycipitaceae
Product: mitotic-spindle organizing protein
Exons: 3
Coding region: 1-213 (70 amino acids)
Biological process (GO): microtubule nucleation by interphase microtubule organizing center; mitotic spindle assembly; gamma-tubulin complex localization
Cellular component (GO): gamma-tubulin ring complex; centrosome; interphase microtubule organizing center
Source: RefSeq, a predicted model, not a curated record